UGAAAUUUAAUCAAAUGUUCAUGCACUAUAUAAUCCCAUGCCUUUAAUUCACCAUUGUGAGCUGUAGUAAAUGAUAAAGGAACUACUUCCUUCGAUUGUUUCGUCUUGAAAAAAAAGUGGACGUUUUAUUGGGCGACAAUGGUUUACCGGCGAUGAAGCAGAUACUGGACAAUCCGGUGGAGAAAAAGCGCCAACUUCUGGUGCAGCGUCGAUUAAAAUGGGUUUAUAUCCAAAACAACCGUAAAAUGCAUUCGGGACUGGUUUAUUAAGGUAUUGUUGCAGAUAUUUGAAAUUCAAUUACUUAAAGUGGCGUUUGGAAAAGCAAACUCCCAGCGUCUCCUUAUGCAGCACGGUUCUGAGUGACCCACUUGGUGUCGGCGAUGUUCAGCGUUAGUCACUGCAAAAACACAACAACAACAACAACAACAAUUGACAAUGGAAACUACCAGUACGUUAGCGUUCCAAGUUGCAACAGUCGACUUUAUUUGAUACGGGAUCGUUGCACCGUAUUCGCAGGGUAGUUGACACACACGUAUGCCAAGGGCACUUUGCAACUCUUUGAAGUGACACAUUGAAACGUGAAGAUGCCUGGUCUGCAGAAUGAACAUGUGGGGAGCCCCAUCAAGAGGAGCAAACUGUCUCUGAAGUUCUUGCAGAAGACGGAAACCAAACGAGCCUUGGAUUUCUCGGAACCUCAAGCAGAUGAUGCCAACAGCUGCGAUCAGGUGGUGCCGGCUCCAUCUCUGCUACCGAGCUCGCCCGAUGACCUCCCGCUGUCAUGUCAGAGGCUAGAGGACACCUUGCCAUUUGUGGGGCUCCUCAAUGAGGGCAACACCUGUUAUCUGAACAGCAUCUUGCAGGUCCUCUAUCACUGUCCAGGCCUGAAAGAGGGAAUCAAGUCCUUAUACAAGUUGUCCACAAAGAAUGCUACAUCCGCUGAAGAAACCAAACAACGUGAAGAGCCAGCAGGGAAUGUAUCUGCACACAUGGAGCUCCUGGAGAGCUUCCACAGUCUGAUAGGUUCCGUGGAGCAGCUGCAGUCCAACUUUCUGCUCAGCGCCGACAGCUUCAAUGAGCUCAACACGUCACCCUUUAAAGUACUGAACACGCUCAGGCAACUGAAUCCCAUGUAUGAAGGCUAUCUUCAACAUGAUGCCCAAGAGGUUCUGCAGUGCAUCCUGGAAUACAUCCAGGAGGCCUGCAACACCAUCAGGAAGGAACACAAAGCCACCCAAGUGGAACUUGGAAGCAGUUCCAUGGCCCAAUCACAAAAAGGCCAAGAUGAGGAUGCUCAAGUGAGUGGAAAAAGGAAAAGGGACGCAGAGAUGGGCAACGCCAAAAAGAAGCCCAAGUCGAGGAAAUCUGGAGCGGAGGUCGAGCGCUUGUUCAGCACCCCCGUCACCCGCUCCAAAAGUAAGCUGCUAUCCCAUGACAACCCCAUGGGCAAAGCUGGAGAGAAAGAGGAGACGAAGGAAGGGAAAGGGAAAGAGAAAGGAGGAGGCAGUGGGGAUGAGAAAUCAUUCCAAGAGGCCGACGGGAAAAAGAAGACGCGCCGUAAAACGGGCUGGCGGAGGCCUGCUGAGAAACAGCCCAGCAUCAUGUCCAUGUUCCGUACCGUCGGAAAACUCGCUUCCACGUUCGCCAAAAUCUCAACCAAAACGGAGAAUGACGACGACGAAGUCCAACCCAAGGAUGAGAAGAAGUACGAGGGGGUCAUGCUUCCAAAUGAGAACCAGGUCCACAAGACGCCGGCUCAUCAAGAUGCUUCUGCAGACGGUCUAGACCUGAUGGAGCGCUUGUUCCACGGCCAGCUGGUUCUACGGACUCGCUGUCUGGAGUGCGAGAGCUUCACUGAGAGGCGAGAAGACUUCCAGGACAUCAGUGUCCCCGUGCUGGAAGAGCAGCCCGGCAGCCCUGACCAUCUCUCUUCGGUUUCUCCAUACCCCAAACCAGAAGAGAAGACCCUAAAGUGGGCCAUUGGGCAGUUUGCCUCGGUGGAGCGCAUCGCCGGAGAGGACAAAUACUUCUGUGACACGUGUCGCCAUUACGCAGAGGCCGAGAGGAGUCUUCUCUUUGACAAAACUCCCCAAGUGGUCACCAUUCACUUGAAGCGCUUCUCCGCCAGCGCUUUGGAAAUGGACCCGUACGGCUGUCCCUCCAAGGUGACCACGCCCUUGCAGACGCCCUUGACCUUGUCUCUGGAAGAGUGGUGCACGCCGCGCUCCUCCAGCGGAGGCCACUCCUACCAGCUCUUUGCCGUGGUCAUGCACAGCGGCGUGUCCAUCGGCAGCGGCCACUACACCGCUUACGUCCAUAUGAGCGACCUGAAAGAGGCCAAGGUCUGGCUGCGCCAAAGCCAGCAGCUGCCCCAGACCAAAGAAGCGUGGGACGACAGCGACGGCGCCGUCGGGCCGCCCUCCAGCUCCGCUUGCGGCAAAGCGGAAAGGAAGAAGGCGGCUCCCCCCGAGUGCGGGCUCGGACUCUUGGGAGGUCAGCGCAGUCGCACCGGCGGCGUCCAGCAAGAAGAGAGAGCAACUGACGGCGACGAACCCGAGCAGAGAAAAACUCCAAAACCAAAUGCUGAAGUCCAGCUUGAGGCUGGGGAGAAGAGCGCAACAACAUCCAGUGAGGAAGAGCAAGAGCAGGCUUUAAACAAUCUCCUUCAGUACGAAGGCAAAUGGCUACUGUUUGACGAUUCCGAAGUGAGUUUGUUUGAGGAAAAAGAUGUUCUCAGAGCCUGCUGCCUUCAGACCUGCUCCUCUUCAACACCCUACUUGCUCUUUUACAAGAGGGUCGUCGAGUCGGCGGCACAUUGACGACAGCACCGUGCGUCCGUCCGUCCGUCUUCUACCCCUUUUGUGCAUAUUCUCUGAUAAUAAACUGAACUUUGUGGA
Molecule: messenger RNA, 2894 nt
Organism: Syngnathus typhle (broad-nosed pipefish)
Lineage: Eukaryota; Metazoa; Chordata; Actinopteri; Syngnathiformes; Syngnathidae
Gene: usp1
Product: ubiquitin specific peptidase 1
Exons: 9
Coding region: 585-2816 (743 amino acids)
Biological process (GO): regulation of DNA repair; protein deubiquitination
Cellular component (GO): cytosol; nucleus
Molecular function (GO): cysteine-type endopeptidase activity; cysteine-type deubiquitinase activity
Source: RefSeq, a predicted model, not a curated record